CUGCAUCCAGUGAUGCCAUUCGUGCAGAAGAGAACUGCUCCAAUUUCCAAUUUCUUCGAGAGAGGAAGACGAGAACGUACAACUACUUUUACUGCUGGAAUUUGAUGAAGUGAAAAGUGGGUGAUCGAAUUGUAAACAGAAAACCUAUCUGGAAUGGAAGGCAGGCCUGUACAGAUUGUUGUGGCUAAAGAAGACCAUACAUUUGAAUUGGAUGAAGAGGCUCUAGCUAACAUUGUUUGUCAGGAACAUGUGAAAGACAAACAUAUUGCAGUUAUAUCUGUUGCAGGAGCAUUUAGGAAAGGAAAAUCUUUUCUUCUUGAUUUCUUCCUACGUUAUCUGAAAGCAAAUGGUUCACCUGAUUGGCUUGGGCCAGAAGAUCGCCCAUUGACAGGCUUCUCUUGGAGAGGAGGUUGUGAAAGAGAUACCACUGGAAUUCUUGCAUGGUCUGAAGUUUUGAUGGUGGAUGCUCCAAAUGGAGAGAAAAUUGCUGUCCUUUUAUUAGAUACUCAAGGGGCUUUUGACAGCCAAAGCACUGUGAGAGACUGUGCAACAAUUUUUGCACUUAGCACCAUGACCAGCAGUGUUCAAGUUUACAAUCUCUCUCAAAACAUACAGGAGGAUGAUUUGCAACAUUUGCAACUUUUUACCGAAUAUGGGCGACUUGCGUUGGAAGAUUCGGGAGAUGUUCCCUUCCAAAAGUUGGAGUUUCUAGUACGUGAUUGGAGCUUUCCCUACGAAGCUUCCUAUGGAGAAGUAGGCGGGAAGUCUAUUCUGGAACGAAGGUUGCAGAUCUCGGACAAGCAGCAUCCCGAGCUUCAAGCUCUUCGCAAGCAUAUCCGUGCCUGUUUCACAGAUAUCUCGUGCUUUCUAAUGCCCCAUCCUGGACUCAAAGUAGCCACUAAUCCGAACUUCGAUGGUCGAUUAACCGACAUCGAACCCGAUUUUAAGGAGCAAUUGAAAGUUUUGGUCCCACUACUUCUAUCGCCAGAAAAUUUAGUGGUCAAACAGAUUGGUGGUAAUCGAAUUCGAGCCAAAGAGUUGCUUCAUUACUUCCAGUCUUAUAUGGCCAUUUACAAGGGCGAUGAAUUACCUGAACCCAAAUCUAUGUUAGAGGCAACUGCUGAAGCUAACAAUCUUUCGGCCGUUGCGGGUGCUAAAGAGGUUUAUUCGUCUUCAAUGGAAGCUAUUUGUGGUGGAGACAAACCGUUUAUGAGUUCCAAUGCAUUGGAAGGCGAACAUAUGCGCGUAAAAGAUAAAGCUAUUGAACAUUUUCAAGGGCGCAGAAAAAUGGGUGGAGCAGAAUUCUCAGAAAAAUACAAAGAACGAUUAGAGCAGGAAAUUGAAGAGCAGUUUAGCCACUAUCGGACGCAAAACGAAAGCAAAAAUAUUUUUAAAGCAUUCAAAACGCCAGCUACUUUGUUUGUGGUUGCAAUCUUUUUCUAUUUUGUGUCUGGAUUCCUAGGCUUAUUGGGCCUAUAUCCUUUGGCCAACUUAGCCAACCUCAUGAUGGGCUUGACUCUGGUGACUCUCUGUACAUGGGCUUAUAUCAGAUAUUCAGGAGGAAUGCGGGAUAUUGGAACAGUGAUCGAUUUCGUAGCCGAAGCAAUUUGGGAAAACGCUGUCCGGCCGACAUACUUAAACAUGGCUGGAUCGGGAUUGGAACAAGUGACUCAACGAAUGACCAACAUAACGAUGGGAACGCAGGUUGCAGCAGGAGUUAGUAAUCACACCAGAGCAAAUGUGUCUAAAGCCAAAUCAACCUGAACAUAUCCGGCUAGACCCUACAUUGGCACUUUGUUCGCUGGUCGCCGCCUAAGUGCCUUACUGAAAUAGGAACAUUAUACCCUAUCGAGACCAACUUGAAAGGGAUAGAAUUUUAUUGCCUGAAGUGUUUAUAGAAAAAAUUUCGUGGGUGUUAUCUUUGUGAAACAGGUUUGCCAUUCAUUUAUUUGGCGUCUCUCUUGUUGGUCCCCCGUGUGCCAUUAUUUGCUAGUUAUUCCCCUUUUUUUUUGUAUAUGGGUUCACUCGAAUUUAUUGGUAUCAACAGUAAUAAAAAAAAAGAUCUAAUAA
Messenger RNA from Daphnia magna, 2070 nucleotides. It is a transcript of the gene atl, whose product is annotated as atlastin. The transcript is spliced from 11 exons. Gene Ontology annotation, molecular function: GTPase activity; GTP binding. NCBI's taxonomy places the organism in Eukaryota, Metazoa, Arthropoda, Branchiopoda, Diplostraca, Daphniidae. The record is from RefSeq and is a predicted model, not a curated record. Bases 154 to 1764 code for a protein of 536 amino acids. Gene Ontology annotation, biological process: protein homooligomerization; endoplasmic reticulum organization.